Molecule: messenger RNA, 1796 nt
Organism: Dendroctonus ponderosae (mountain pine beetle)
Lineage: Eukaryota; Metazoa; Arthropoda; Insecta; Coleoptera; Curculionidae
Exons: 3
Coding region: 622-1134 (170 amino acids)
Biological process (GO): regulation of synaptic transmission, cholinergic; positive regulation of voltage-gated potassium channel activity; sleep
Source: RefSeq, a predicted model, not a curated record
UGCCGACAAUAUUUAUCUAUGGUAAACGCGUAAUCGGCCCAAAACAACCCAAAAAAGGGGGAUGUUCUGUGGUAAUGUGAUGGUUGCACCGGGAAUCGAUCCCAGUGACCCAUUACGUCAUAUUAUGGCAAUCGCAAACCGGAUAUAAGCCGAAGGAUGAAUUGAUUCCGCUAAUGUACGCUUCGUGCUACAAAUAGAACGAAUAAAGCGGUAGAAAAAGUUUUUUCCCGAAGCUAUAAUUGCUGCUUUGAACAGAUAUUUCAUAUACACACCUUGAUAUGGACUUCAAUUUAAAUGUGGCAAUUUUUUACGAGCUUUAUUCAAAAAUUCUUUUUACUAAAUCACUUAAUAUCAAAGUGCACUUUAAGUUAAAGCAAAGCUUUAAAAUAUGGAAGCAAAAACAGCUCUUGAUCGGUCAGCACUGCCGAAUUUGAAAUAUCCAUGAAAUUCCAGUACAAUUUCAGUACAAUUCAAUGCAACUAAACAGCGCGUCUGGCAAUCUUGCUCGCAUUUCCAGGUUGUCCAGAAAAGGCAAAGGCGGCCGUUCAAACACGUUCAUUUUUUUUCGAAAUUACGCUUCUUGUUUUCUUGCAUGCCGACCAAUCAUCUGCCACUGCGGCGAUGUGUAUUCAAUAUGUGCUCACAAAAGGCCCCCUAAGCUGGUUAUUAGUGGUUUUUGUGAUUAACUGUUCGGGGCAAGAAGACCGCAUCGUCUACACGUCGGAGGACUACUGGAAAAACGAGACGCCGCUGCAAUGUUACGACUGCAAUUCGGCCUACGACCCGAGGUGUGGCGACCCCUUCAAUCCGUACUCGAUCGGUAUUGUAAAUUGUUCGGAACAGAAGCCCCCGGAGCACCUGAUCAACCCCGAGCUUCACCCUAAUCAGCGACUGAAGCCUACAGUGUGCCGCAAAUUGGUCCAGAAAGUCGAGGGUAAAAAGCGCGUGAUCCGCGAAUGCGGCUACAUCAUGGACGAUCGGGACGAUAAAUCCUGCCCUCGUAGAACCGGCACCAAAGAGGUAGAGGUGUUCUACUGUUCCUGCACUAAGCCUUUGUGCAACCAAGGUGCUAUCAUCCGUCCAGCCAGUCUCGCAGCGGCAUUUGUUUGUGCUCUUGUAGGACUAAGGUUCUGAAUCUCUGUACCAACAGUCAUUUGUUUAGUUUUCAAUGCGUCUUUUGAUUAUCAUUUUAUGAAUCUAUAUAUACUUACGCCGCCGUCCCAUUGUGAGCAAGAAAGUUAUGACUACAUUUCAUCACCACUACCUACUUUCUGCCUUAAGUACACGUAUUUCCGUUAUCAUUGCCAUUUAUUCUUCCAACUCUAAACUGAAAGUCUAACGAUCAUUAUAUUAUUCUACAAAGGAAUGAUAAUCAAAAAAAUAGUUUUACAAACUCUGUUAACUCAUAUAGUAGCCAGGGUGAGGAUUAGUUUUUACUCUUCCUAUUUGAAUUCCAGAUCAAAACUAGUUUUAGUGAAACAAUGUUCCUGAAGGGAUGUUUGCAAUCAUAUCAUUUUUAGAUUAAGGCCUGCACAUGGCCAUAAGUAAUUUUAGCUGUUAAUUGGUCUCGUUCUAUUUACAAUCGAUAACAUUUGACCUUUGUUUUCGGUUCUGCUAUUGUGGGACACUCCCGAUCACAUUUAUCUUUAGUGUUGUACUAGAAAGAGUAAUUUAUUCGUUGGUUGUUGCAGACUUUACACAUUAUUGACUGUUGUUAACUCGUAGUUUAAUCAUUAGAGGAAUAGUUCAGCUUGACAAGUGCCUGUGAUAGUGCAAAAUGAACACUAUUAUUAAUA